Molecule: messenger RNA, 5124 nt
Organism: Gekko japonicus
Lineage: Eukaryota; Metazoa; Chordata; Lepidosauria; Squamata; Gekkonidae
Gene: ABCC10
Product: ATP binding cassette subfamily C member 10
Exons: 24
Coding region: 405-5000 (1531 amino acids)
Biological process (GO): transmembrane transport
Cellular component (GO): membrane
Molecular function (GO): ABC-type transporter activity; ATP hydrolysis activity; ATP binding
Source: RefSeq, a predicted model, not a curated record
GACGGAGCGAGGCAAUCGCUACCGCUCCUUUUUCGCCCCUUCUCCUUUGCAUCUCUUGCAUCUGCCUCCCGGUGGGUCUGGAACCUGGGAAGAAUAAAGAGAAGUCUUGGAACAUUAGCAACUUUUUGUUCCAUCAUGAGCUAGAGUCUGUUUUGUCAGAGGAUGCUGCCAGGAAAGUGCAGGUGUGUUUCUGUCACUAGAGACCACAACAAGCAACCCACCCACCCCCACACUGGGAGAAAGAAGCAUUUUAUGCAGGCUGAGCCCCGAUAGUCUGGAAGGAAGACAGGAUCAUAGUACACGGCCUGCUCUACACAUGCAGCGGUAUUCUGAAGUGACUGGAGAAGACCAUAGUGCUUCAGACUACAGGAACUUGUAGCUGUUGCCUUUGGCCCCAGAGGAGAAUGGAGGAAAUUUUGGCUGAUCUGUGUGCGAGCAGUCCGACAGAUCCACUCCCUGUCUGGGAACAUGGCAAUGUUGGACAUUGUUUCAACCAGCUGAUUCUAAACGUUUUCCCGCAUGCAAUCCUAGCUAUAGUCAGUGCCUGCUACAUAGGAACACCAAGAUCUUUGGAUUCUGGGAAUGUCCACAGACCUGGUUGGAAAUGCAGGAUUGCUGCAUCUUUUAUCCUUGCUGGCUUAUCUGUCCUAGACAUAAUUCCAGCAGCUGUAUGGCGACGAGAAUUGGGUUCCUUGUACCUAGAAGUACUGGCAAGUGGCAUAGCCACAUUGGCAUGGCUUACUCAUAGUUUGGCACUGCUUGCUCUCUACAAGUCUCCAUGUAGUUUCAGCCGCGGUCCCGCAACACUGCUGAUUCUUGCCUUCUUUCCGAUUCCCUCCCUUAUUAUCACUCUGGUUUGGCGCUGCCAGACUGAGAUGGGUGUUCAGGACCUCCAACCUGGCACUGUCUUCAGAGUGUCCAUCCUCUGCCUACAGUUGACCACAGUGGUUUUCUACAUAAUUGGAUACAUUAUGCCCAUGUCUAGCAGGCAUGACUUUUUCUGUAUCAAUGAUUCUUGGCAGCAUGAACCUCUCAUGACAGGCUCAGGGAUUUCUGUACCCACAUGGCAGGGAGUGGCAGAGGAUGGAGAGAGCUGGCUCUCACGUUUCUCCUAUGCUUGGAUGAAUCCUCUUAUGAAGCGUGGCUAUCAGUGGAUGUUAAAUCGGCCUCAGGACGUCUAUCAGCUACCUCGGCGGCUCCAGGCAGUCAGAGUCUGUGAACGCUUCUCCUCUUGCUGGCAGAAAAAGGCAGCUUUCAGACAAGAUGUUGAAGAGACUACAUCUUCCACAAACCGAUUAUUUGCCAAAAGCGAUGGAUUCCCAUCUCCAGAGCAUCAUCAUAAUAUUCGAAAGCGUGUGAGUCUCCUGUCAGUCUUGCAUGCAGCUUUUGGGCUGCGCUAUUAUUCCUUGGGCCUUCUCAAGCUGGCUGGCAGUCUGUUGGGAUUCUCAGGGCCCCUGCUCCUAAACCUGCUGGUCAGUUUUAUGGAAUCACGCCAAGAACCUCUUAGCCACGGGGUGCUGUAUGCACUAGGACUCUUUGCUGGUGCAUUCCUGGGUGCCAUCAUGAGGAAUCAGUUCAGUUACGAGGUGAACAAGAUGAUGCUGAUGGUGCGCACGGCCGUUAUCUCUGCUAUCUACCAGAAAGCUAUUGGGGUGAGUGGCAGUAGCCUGGCUAGCUUCACCACUGGGGAGAUUGUCAACUUUAUGAGCACUGACACUGAUCGGUUGGUCAAUUUCUGCCUCAGUUUCCAUGAGCUGUGGAGUCUUCCUUUCCAGUUUGCCAUCACACUCUACCUCCUGUACCAGCAGGUAGGCAUAGCCUUCUUGGGAGGGCUGGCUCUGGCUCUGCUGCUUGUUCCUGUUAAUAAAGUUGUUGCAAAUCGGAUCAUGGAGAACAACAAGGAGAUGCUGAAGCACAAGGAUACACGUGUCAAGCUGAUGACAGAGUUCUUGUGUGGCAUGCGAGUGAUCAAGUUCUAUACCUGGGAGCAGCAUUUUGGCACUAGAGUUUAUGGCUGCCGAGCCAAAGAGCUGAAGUCCUUACGUGCUAUCAAAUACUUGGAUGCUGUGUGUGUCUACCUCUGGGCAGCACUACCUGUGGUUGUCUCCAUCGUCAUCUUCAUCACAUAUGUUCUGCUGGGACACCAGCUCUCUGCUACCAAGGUGUUCACAGCCUUGGCGCUUGUUGGAAUGCUCAUUCUUCCUCUCAAUAAUUUCCCCUGGGUGCUGAAUGGAAUCUUGGAAGCCAAAGUGUCUCUGGAUCGAAUCCAGCACUUCCUUGAGCUCACCGACCAGGAUUUGGAUGCUUACUACAGCAGGGCUGGCCCCUCUGACCCAUGCUCUACCCUGGAAAUGCACCAGUCCACCUUUUCAUGGUCACCACCGAGCAAGGAUGGUGCUGAACAACAUGGGCCUAGAGGAAGCUUGCAACUCUUUAUUGAGGAUCUUACGGUGGCGAAGGGCAAGCUGGUGGGAGUUGUUGGGAAGGUUGGAUGUGGGAAGAGUACUUUGCUUGCAGCUAUCACUGGAGAACUCAGCAGUCAAGGCGAGCUGGUCUAUAUUGGGGAUCUGGAAAGAGGAUUUGGCUUAGCCACACAGGAGCCCUGGAUCCAGUUUACUAGCAUCCGUGAAAACAUUCUCUUUGGGAAAGAAUAUGAUGCCAGAUUUUACCAGGAAGUAGUGGAAGCCUGUGCUCUGUCUGAUGACUUGAAUAUCUUACCUGCAGGUGAUCAGACAGAGGUAGGUGAGAAUGGAGUGACCCUCAGCGGAGGACAGAAAGCUCGAAUUGCACUUGCCAGAGCUGUGUACCAGGAAAAGGACAUAUACCUUCUUGAUGACCCACUGGCAGCUGUUGAUGCAGAUGUAGCCAAUCACCUUAUGCAAAAGUGCAUUCUAGGAAUUCUUAGAAACAAGACUAGGAUUCUUUGCACUCACAGAACGGAGUUUUUAGAAAAUGCUGAUAUUGUAUUGCUGAUGGACAGCGGGCGCAUACUCAAGACAGGAACCCCAGCCGAGGUUCUGCCACUGGUGGAAGCUGCUCCUAAACUUAUGGAGACAGACAAGAGAAAGAAAGACAAAAUUCCUACAGAACACAUCCAGGAGGAGGACGUAGAGCCUGAAGAAGAGCAACCAAGCUGCUUUCUCAAGCAGGAAGAAGAGAAGAAAGAAGGGGCAGUGGCCUUCCUUGUCUACAGAGCAUAUUGGCUGGCUGUGGGCAGCUGCCUAGCAUUGUGUGUCCUCCUCUCUCUGCUGCUGAUGCAAGCUUCCAGAAAUGUCUCUGAUUGGUGGCUGUCAAACUGGAUCUCUAGCCUACCCCAUGCAGAGAAUGCCUCUAUCAGGAGCUUGUCAUGUCUGCCUUCCUCACAGCUGCUGCUCUUCUCCCAUGGCGGACUCAUUUCUCCAGUCCUGGCCUCCAUCCCUUCAAAUGGCACUUUGGAUGUGAAGUUUUACCUGACUGUGUAUGGCAGCAUCGCUGGGGCAAACUCUGUCUUCACUAUCCUGCGGGCCUUCCUCUUUGCCUAUGGUACCAUCCGUGCUGCUGCAGUCAUUCACAAUCGACUGCUCAGGAGGAUAAUGAAGGCCACAAUGACCUUCUUUGACAGUACACCAGCAGGCCGGAUCCUUAACCGUUUCUCCUCCGACUUGUACUGUGUGGAUGACAGCCUGCCCUUCAUGCUGAACAUCUUCCUGGCCAAUGUGUUUGGGCUGCUUGGCAUGCUAGUGAUGAUCACCUAUGGGCUGCCUUGGAUUGGCCUAGUCCUCCUGCCCUUGGCAGCUGUUUACUACUCCAUCCAACGCUAUUACCGGCGCACCUCCCGGGAGCUCAAACGCCUCUACAGUCUCACUCUGUCACCUAUCUACACUCACUUCUCAGAAACCUUGACAGGCCUCAGCACUAUCCGGGCUACCAGGGCUACAGGCAGGUUUGAGACAGAGAAUCAGCUGCGAUUGGAGCUCAACCAGCGCUGCCGUUUCGCCAGCAACACUGCCAUGCAGUGGUUGGACAUUCGGCUUCAAAUGAUUGGAGUAGCUGUUGUUACAGCUAUUGCAGUGAUCGCUAUUAUCCAGCAUCAGAGGAAACUGGGGAAUCCAGGUCUUGUGGGCCUAGCCCUUUCUUAUGCUCUGUCAGUCACAAACUUGCUGUCUGGGCUCAUCACCAGCUUCACACAAACAGAGACCAUGAUGGUGAGUGUGGAACGGGCAGAGGAGUAUGCGACAGAAAUCCCCAUAGAGCCUCAGGAAGGGCUGCUCCAGGUUGCAUCUGAUUGGCCAAGUCGAGGUCACAUAGAGUUCCAACAAGUUGUACUAGCCUAUCGGCCUGAGCUUCCCAAUGCCCUGGAUGGAGUGACUCUUACUAUCUACCCUGGGGAGAAAGUAGGGAUAGUUGGGCGCACUGGGUCUGGCAAAUCCACUCUCUUCUUGGCUCUUUUCCGAAUGGUAGAGCUUAGAGCUGGCCGGAUUCUCCUGGACAAUAUCGACAGCCAUUACGUUAGCCUGAAGGAGCUGAGGUCUAGAUUGGCCAUCAUCCCCCAAGACCCAUUCUUAUUCAGUGGGUCAGUCCGUGAAAACUUGGAUCCUCAGGGGCAAUACACAGAUGCUGACCUAUACCAAGUCCUGGAGCAGUGCCAUCUGCAGGAAGUGAUUACAGAGAUGGGUGGAUUAGAUUGUGAACUGGGGGAAAGAGGGAAAAGUCUCUCGGUGGGACAAAGGCAACUGGUUUGUCUAGCAAGGGCUCUACUUACCCAGGCCAAGGUUCUGUGCAUUGAUGAGGCUACUGCAAGCGUGGAUCAUAAGACAGACAGAUUGCUCCAGCAGACCAUCCGUCAGCGAUUUGCAGACAAAACAGUGCUAACUAUCGCUCACAGGCUGAACACCAUUUUGGAUUCAGACCGAGUGCUGGUGAUGCAUGCUGGGAAGGUGGCAGAGUUUGAUUCCCCUGCUGUCCUCAGCAAGAAGCAGGACUCCAUGUUUCAGCACCUCCUGCACAGUGGGCAGCAGUGACCUCCCUGCAGGUUCUUUAAGACUUGGCACCGUAUGCUUGUGAAGCAUCCCCUCUGCUGUGUGGUCCCUUUCCUGCCAUUCCCCUCUAUCCCUUACUUUAGGGGAGUAUGCACUCCACAUUAUG